Cornus florida is the source of this 1656-nucleotide messenger RNA. RefSeq lists its product as uncharacterized. The transcript has 4 exons. The record is from RefSeq and is a predicted model, not a curated record. Gene Ontology annotation, biological process: DNA integration. Bases 1 to 1656 code for a protein of 551 amino acids. Lineage: Eukaryota; Viridiplantae; Streptophyta; Magnoliopsida; Cornales; Cornaceae. Gene Ontology annotation, molecular function: nucleic acid binding.
AUGGUUAAAAAAGGAAUUGUCCUCGAUCAUAAUAUAUCCGCUGUAGGAAUUGAGGUAGAUCAAUCCAAAGUUGACCUUAUCUUGAGUUUACUCAUUCCCAAAACUGUUCGGGAUAUUAGAGCUUUCUUAGGUCAUGCUGGUUUUUACCGUCGUUUCAUUAAAGAUUUCAGCAAGAUAACAAGAACUCUCACCCAUCUGUUAGGGAAGGAUAUACUCUUUGAGUUUACCGAUCCAUGUCACUCUACUUUUGAACAAUUAAAGUCAGCUCUCACCACUGCACCCAUCAUCCAUUCGCCAGAUUGGAACUUACCUUUUGAAAUCAUGUGUGAUGCGUCGGAUUAUGCAGUAGGAGCUGUCUUAGGUCAAAAGGUUGAGAAAGCACGACAUGUCAUCUAUUAUGCUAGCAAAACCCUAAAUGAUGCCCAAACCAACUAUUCCACCACGGGAGAAAGAGUUUUUGACUUUGAGAUUUGUGAUAAGAAAGGCUCCGAUAAUGUGGUGGCCGAUCAUUUGUCCCGUCUUGUUGUUGAGUCUAUUACUAAAUCCAUUCCAAUCUCGAAUGCUUUUGCGGAUGAACAAUUAUUUGCAAUAACUCAUGCCCCAUGGUGUGUCCCUGAGAUAAACCAGGAGUCUGUCAUUUCCUUCUGUCAUGAUCAGGCUUGUGGUGGCCACUUUAGCUGUAAAAGAAUCGCUGCAAAAAUCUUGCAGUCGGGAUUUUAUUGGCCCACCCUUUUCAAGGAUACCCACAUCUACUAUAUGGCUUGUCAAAGAUACCAAUUGUUAGGUAAGAUUACCAAGCGUAAUGAAUGGCCCCAACAACCCGUUUUAGUAGUUGAAAUUUUUGAUGUUUGGGGUAUUGAUUUCAUGGGACCCUUUCCUUCCUCAUAUGGAUGUCUUUACAUCCUUUUGGCUGUUGAUUAUGUGUCCAAAUGGGUAGAAGCCUUAGCCACCAAGGCAACCGACCAUCGAGUUGUGGUGCGUUUCUUCAAAGACUUAAUUUUACCUAGGUUUGGUAUACCUCGAGCCAUUAUAAGUGAUAAUGGUUCACAUUUUUGCAAUAAAGUCUUUGGAAACUUAUUGACCAAAUAUGGUAUCAUUCACAAAGUGGCCCUGUCAUAUCACCCACAAACCAAUAGUCAAGCUAAGGCAUACCGGACUACUUACAAGACCCCUAUAGGAAUGUCCCUAUACCAUUUGGUUUAUGGCAAAGCCUGUCAUUUGCCUGUAGAGCUGGAACACUGUGCUUAUUGGGCCAUUAAGGCCAUGAAUUUCGACUCUAAUAAAGCCGGUGAACAUAGGAAACUCCAGCUUGAUGAGUUGGAAGAAAUUCGAAAUGAUGCCUAUGAGAGUUCCAAAAUGUAUAAAGCCAAAACAAAGUUCGAACAUGACAAGCACAUUCUUCGAAAGGAUUUUUUUCCCGGACAAAAGGUUCUUUUGUAUAACUCCUGUCUUCAAUUGUUUCCUGGGAAGUUACAGUCAUGUUGGUCUAGCCCAUACUUUGUCAAACAUGUGGCAAGUCAUGGUGCAAUUGAGGUACAAGACCCCACGACUGGGGAAUUGUUUGAAGUUAAUGCUCAUCGCUUAAAACCUUUCCUUGAGCUUGAGUCUCAUAAAAUUGAGGAAAUUCUCCUCAUUGAUCCUGUCUAUUCAGAUUGA